Messenger RNA from Linderina pennispora, 1035 nucleotides. RefSeq names its product P-loop containing nucleoside triphosphate hydrolase protein. NCBI's taxonomy places the organism in Eukaryota, Fungi, Kickxellomycota, Kickxellomycetes, Kickxellales, Kickxellaceae. Gene Ontology annotation, molecular function: ATP binding; DNA binding; DNA clamp loader activity. The transcript has a single exon. The coding region runs from base 1 to 1035 and encodes 344 amino acids. Gene Ontology annotation, cellular component: Ctf18 RFC-like complex; nucleus; Elg1 RFC-like complex. Gene Ontology annotation, biological process: DNA-templated DNA replication; DNA repair. The record is from RefSeq and is a predicted model, not a curated record.
AUGGACGUUGACACAGCUACGGUAUCGAGAAACAAGGGCAAGCAGACCGACGUGUCACCGCAGCCCAACGAGAACCUGCCGUGGGUGGAGAAAUACCGGCCAACGACGCUCUCUGAGCUCGUGUCGCAAAAGGACAUUGUCGACACGCUGCAGCGGUUCAUCGACUCCGGCAAGCUCCCGCACUUACUCUUCUACGGACCGCCCGGAACCGGCAAAACCACGACAAUUCUGGCAAUUGCGCGCAAGCUGUAUGGCAAGAGCAUGCGCAACAUGGUGCUCGAGCUGAACGCCUCAGACGACCGUGGUAUCGACGUGAUUCGCGACCAAAUCAAGACCUUUGCGAGCACGCGUACUGUGUUCAGCUCCGGGCUCAAGCUGGUGGUGCUGGAUGAGGCUGACGCAAUGACGAGUGCUGCGCAGGCAGCGCUCAGGCGCGUGAUUGAAAAGUACACGAAAAACGUCCGCUUCUGCAUCAUCUGCAACUACGUGUCGAAGAUUACGCCUGCGGUGCAGUCGCGGUGCACGCGGUUCCGGUUCGCGCCCCUGGUUCUGAGCGACAUCAACUCGCGGCUGGACAUGAUUGUGGAGCGCGAGAGUGUCAAUAUUACGCCCGAGGGGAAGCAGGCGCUGAUCAAGCUGUCGAAUGGCGAUAUGCGGCGCGUGCUCAAUGUGCUGCAAGCAUGCCAUGCGGCGUACCCGCGGAUCGACAGCGAGGAAGUGUAUGCGUGUACGGGCCAGCCCAGCCCCGACGACAUCAAGCGUGUGGCCGACUGGAUGCUCAACGAUGACUUCCACACGGCGCUGGACAACAUUGCAGCGCUGAAGCGCGACAAGGGCCUGGCGCUGCAGGAUAUAUUGACUGAGCUGGUACCAUUUGUUAAUGCCAUCGAUUUCCCGGCAAGCACGCGUAUUUUCCUGCUUGAGAGCAUCGCCGAGAUCGAGCACCACAUGGCGACUGGCGCAACAGAGAAGAUCCAGCUGUCGUCGCUGGUUGGGUCGUUCAAGCUGGGCGUCGAGAUGGCCGCCAAGGCCUGA